Messenger RNA from Cajanus cajan (pigeon pea), 1125 nucleotides. Its product is annotated as transcription factor MYB4. The record is from RefSeq and is a predicted model, not a curated record. NCBI's taxonomy places the organism in Eukaryota, Viridiplantae, Streptophyta, Magnoliopsida, Fabales, Fabaceae.
UACUAGUUUGGUAAUUAAUAAAGGAGAUUGCCGAAGCUACCUUGAAAGAGCUACAAAGUUAUUGUAGUACAUUGAAAAGGAAACGCAUUAUUGUUGUAGAGUGCAUAAGUGAGCAUGAGGACUCCAUGUUGUGAGAGGAUGGGAUUGAAGAAGGGACCUUGGACUGCUGAAGAAGAUCACAUAUUGGUUUCCCAUAUUCAACGUUAUGGCCAUGGAAACUGGCGUGCGCUUCCUAAACAAGCUGGCUUGUUAAGGUGUGGCAAGAGUUGUAGGCUUCGUUGGAUAAAUUACUUGAGGCCAGAUAUUAAACGAGGGAAAUUCAGCAAGGAAGAAGAAGAUACCAUCCUAAAGCUACAUCAAAUUCUUGGAAAUAGAUGGUCUGCUAUAGCGGCAAGCUUACCCGGAAGAACAGACAACGAAAUAAAGAAUUUUUGGCAUACCCAUUUGAAGAAGAGGAUCGAGAAAAGUGGAGUACUGCACAAUGGAAAUGCUUAUGCUUCCUCACAUAUGAUCUUGCAAGAGGCACAAGAUGCAUCAAGUACUUCUUCUAGUGUCACUGGAAAUAUGAUGAUUGCCAAUUACGGUUUAGCCUCAAGGAAGAAUCCACCUUUUGUCGGUACAGGAUUUUACGGUGCAGUCUCAUCAAAUACUUUUAUGGGAAAUCAUGAUUCUUGUCAGCUCAGUGAAGAAAUGGAAUUCUGGUACAAUAUAUUCAUCAAAUCAGGGCAAACAUCAUGAGAAUGCAUGGAAAUCUAGGAUAUUAGAUUGCGUGAUAUAUAAUUUUUCUAUUUUUAUAUGUCAACUUUGGUUGUUUCAGCUUGGUGUCUUUGUGUACAAAACUUAAAAUCCAUUUUGGCGGUGCAAAUUGGCAGAUGAAAACUAAGAUGAAUGGAUAAUUUUUUAAUAAAGGCUACAGAGUUUAUGCAGUCACGACGCACAUAAUAAUCUGUAUCCGGACUUACUUAUAAGUAACUCCUAUAUAUCACAUCACUGCCACAUUAGCUCUAGUUUACUUUAUGAAUUGUUUAAAUUUUAGCAAAAUUACUUAUAGAAGGAAUUUUGCUAAAAUUUAAACAAUUCAUAAAAUGUGUUUGAUAUAGCAUUGAUGUAAUACAUCCCCGUUAC